Lentinula edodes (shiitake mushroom) is the source of this 1233-nucleotide messenger RNA. RefSeq names its product delta-12 fatty acid desaturase. Gene Ontology annotation, biological process: lipid metabolic process. Gene Ontology annotation, molecular function: oxidoreductase activity. The record is from RefSeq and is a predicted model, not a curated record. Lineage: Eukaryota; Fungi; Basidiomycota; Agaricomycetes; Agaricales; Omphalotaceae. The transcript has 8 exons. Bases 1 to 1233 code for a protein of 410 amino acids.
AUGCUUUCUUCUGCGUUUGCUGAUUCACCUGAGUACAUCACUCGAAAGGAUACCCCGUUUAUGCCUUCCAAGAUAACGUGGAAUGAACUUCAUUCGUCGUUGCCGAAGCACAUUUUCAGGAGAUCGACUGUGAAGGGUGUGAGCUACGUCGUUCGUGACGUGACCCUCGCGAUCGUACUAUACAGGCUCGCGUGGUUCUUGGAAUCACCAGCGACUGUAUUCUUCGAGCCAAGCAACUUUCUUCGCCUGGUCAAAUAUGUUCUAUGGCUAUUCUAUUUCAAUGCCCAAGGCAUUCUCUUCACCUCUUGGUGGUGCCUAGCUCACGAAGCGAGUCACGGCACCUUAUCAUCCUUUGCUCUAGUCAACGACGCUGUUGGUUUCGUACUGCAUACUUUUCUUUUGGUGCCAUAUUUCUCAUGGAAGUCAUCGCAUCUCUCCCAUCAUGCAUCUACUGCUUCGGUCGAGAGAGACGAGAACUACGUUCCUCGUACCCGAUCUAGUUUUGCUCUUCCACCUGAAGAUAGAGCGAAUGUUGCAGAUUAUCGUGAAGCCUUUGAGGAAACACCGAUGUGUACUACUUUCCGCAUCGUCGCUAUGCAAGUAUUCGGGUUGAUAUUCUAUCUACUAUUCAAUCGCAAAGGGUCCCCCAGGCAUCCACCGGGAACGAAUCAUUUCAGCCCUUACUCGUCACUAUUCAAGCCACACGAGCGCUCGGGCGUUGUCAUGUCCGAUAUAGGGCUCACGUUCAUGGUUUAUCUUCUGUACCAAUGGACGAAGCAAGUUGGGUUUGGCCACUUCUUUCGUUCCUACUGUGUGCCGUAUCUGCUCACGAACCAUUGGAUUGUCAUGUUGACAUACCUUCAGCACACCGACCCAACCGUUCCGUAUUAUCGUCGUUCACAGUGGAAUUUUGUACGUGGCGCGCUGGCUAGUGUUGAUCGACCAUUUUUGGGAUGGAUAGGGCGUGUUUUCUUCCAUAAUGUCUCUCACAACCAUAUAUCUCACCAUCUUUUCUCCGCCAUCCCGUUUUACAAUCAGCCCCUUGCGACGGCAUGCAUCAAGAAGAUAUUGCGAAAGGAGUAUAAUUAUGAUUCUACCAAUUCUUUUCGCGCACUCUACCGCUCAUUUACUGAAUGCGAGUUCGUUGAAGAUAGAAGCGAUAUCGUCUUCUACAAGAAUAGAUCAGGCCAUGCUAAUCGUGUCCUUGCCAGCAUUCCCUCAACUUCCUCUUGA